Molecule: messenger RNA, 1916 nt
Organism: Cucumis sativus (cucumber)
Lineage: Eukaryota; Viridiplantae; Streptophyta; Magnoliopsida; Cucurbitales; Cucurbitaceae
Product: elongator complex protein 4
Exons: 10
Coding region: 707-1795 (362 amino acids)
Biological process (GO): tRNA wobble uridine modification
Cellular component (GO): transcription elongation factor complex; elongator holoenzyme complex; cytoplasm
Source: RefSeq, a predicted model, not a curated record
AUAGUAGGAUGGGCCACAAUUGUGCGGCUUGUAAAAGUUCUUGUUGAAGAAAAACAAUGGUCUUUGGCUCUCAAUAAGAAGAAGACAGCACAACAAGGGUGAGGGUGGAUAUAAUUGAGAAAUUUUGUGUGUUUUCCCCAAUCAAUGGGUAAAAGGUGAAAUCCACUAUUGAACAGGAAAUUAGAAAAAAGAAGUGUGAUGAAUUGUUUGUGAUGGAUGAUAUGGUUAGGAGAUUAUUGUAGAUGGGUUAAGUUGAUGUGCAAGAGUUGGGGCAUUGGUUUAUAAAAAUUAUUCGGAAGUGGAAGCAAAUUAGAAAUAAUUAGGAGAUAACUUGUAACGACGUACUGUUAAUUAACCUAGGCUACUUUUGUAGUUGCGCUGUCUAAGGCCCCUUAUUUGCUAAAAUUGCAAAGUGGCUUCUGGACACAAAACCCCACGGUCAAAUUGAGAAGAAUCCAGUUCUUACUUCUUGCUCCCGCCAAUUUUUUCAAUUAAACUUCUAUUGAUUUGAGGGAAACUCAAUUCCCAACGUUGCAUCUCAGUGUUUGAUGAAAAGCCCAUAGGAGUUAUUUCAGUAAAGUUGCAAUAUUUGUUGGACUGAUGGAGUUUCUUAUUUUAACCUCUUUCAGGAUCUUCAUUGACUUGGGUAGACCAUAGAACUAUCUUUUGGAUGAUUUACUCAACGCUUUAAAGCAUUAACCAAAAUAUGGCAGCGACAAAGCCUCGGACAAGCAGCUUCUCACGCAACUUUUCUUCUGCCCAUUCAUCUAAGACGCCAGGAUUUAAACACGGUCCCAAUGGCACGACAUUCAUCUCAUCCGGAAUACCAGACCUUGACAAGAUUCUUUGUGGUGGGUUUCCUUUGGGAAGCUUGGUCUUGGUGAUGGAAGAUGCAGAAGCUCCUCAUCACAUGCUUUUAUUGCGGAAUUUUAUGUCUCAGGGACUUGUUCAUGACCAACCUCUUCUUUAUGCUAGUCCAUCCAGAGACCCUAGAGGAUUCCUGGGUACUUUGCCGAGCCCAGGGGCAUCCAAAGAUGACAAAUCUCGUGAUAAUUCUACUGAACAGGAAAAGGGCUUGAGGAUUGCUUGGCAAUAUAAGAAGUAUUUUGGAGACGAUCAAGAGAGCGCCAAUGCAAUUGAUAGUAAAUACGAGUUUUGCAAUGACUUUGAUUUGCGAAGGCCAUUUGACAGACAUUUUUUCAGCGGAAAGCAUGUGGAAUGUGUUAGUAUUCUAGAUUCUUCUAGUCUUUCUACUCUUCGUGAUCGCUGUGCCACGUUCCUAUCACAAGUUCCAAGAAAUGAUGGCAAUAUAUCCUCUGGUGGCCGUAUUGCCAUUCAAUCAUUAUGUGCUCCACAAUGUGAUCACUCCAACAUGGAAUGGGAAAUGCUUUCCUUUUUAAGGUCUCUGAAAAGCAUGGUAAGGUCCUCCAAUGCAGUAGCCGUAGUGACGUUUCCACCUUCUCUUCUUUUGCCGUCGUUCUCUAAAAGAUGGCAGCACAUGGCAGAUACCUUGCUUUCUGUCAGAGCAAUCCCAGAUGAGGAUAAGGAAUUAGCAAAGCUCCUCACUGGUUACCAAGACAUGGUUGGUCUUCUCAAUGUGCAUAAAGUAGCUCAACUCAAUACACAGGUUCCAAAGAUUCUUGAGGCGACUACGUUCUCUAUAAAGUUGCAAAAGAGAAGGUACUUGGUUUUAGAAUGUCUUAAUCAAGCGCCUGUUGAUGCUUCAAGUGGUAGCUCAUAUGGCUCAACUGGGAGUUGUUCUGGCUCCUCUAAGACAGCUUCUCUCGAGUUUUAGUUUGCUAGUGCCGUCAGCAUAAAGAGUUUAAGGGUUGAAUGAUCGAAGUUAAAUGUUAAGUUUAAGAUGAUAUUUUAUUGAUUGUUGAUUAGUUAUAUUUUCCCUUGCCCUUUUGGAUCCA